AAGCACGCGUUUUCUUGCGAACACCGAAAAUACAUUGCUACUAAAAAUUACCUUUUCUUAAAAAGUAUUUUUUUUCCUGACAAUGAUAUUUCGUAAUAUCUAUUUUAGUAUUCAUUUCGACUCCUAGGUAAAGUUAGGUUUCGAAUUUAAAGUAUUAUCGAAUUCAAGUUUAAUAGAAUUACAAGUUUUGACGUGAUUGGGGAAUGCACUAAAAUUUUGAUUAGAAUCCUUUUUAAUCCGAAAUAAUGGCGCUUAGUUCUUUGAAUCCUUCGAACGUGCUAGGAGAACUUGGUCGCUUAGCGAAUUGGUUUAAAGGCGACUGUCUUACUUCGGAGGAGUUUGCAGGGUUACCCGUAACCGAGAAGCUGGAGAACGUACAGUUAUUGGACAAGUACAAUUUGCGUAAUCCUUCAAAAGGAACAUUGUACUUUGCUACAACCCACCUUAUAUUCGUCGACCACGAGAUGAGGAAGGAGACAUGGAUUCUCCUGAUGCACAUUUCGACAGUGGAACGUUUACCGAUCACGACGGCUGGCUCUCCGCUCCUAGUUCGCACUAAGACAUUUCAGUCGGUAUUCUUUGUAAUACCGCGGGAGAGAGAUUGCCACGAGAUGCAUCAGACAUUGCUCAGGCUAAGUCAACCUGUACACAUAGAUGAAUUAUAUUGCUUCCAUUAUAAAUCAACACCGGACGACCUACCAAAAUCGGCCGGUUGGAAUUUCUUCGACAUACAAACCGAAUACCAAAGAAUGAACGUUCCUAAUGAUCAAUGGGUUUUGUGCACGGCGAAUAAAGAUUAUGAGUUAUGCGACACAUAUCCAAGUGAAGUGUAUGUGCCCGCACGUGCGUCGACGGCGGUGCUCCUCGGCAGCGCAAGCUUCAGGUCCCGAGGUCGGCUACCAGUACUCGCCUACUUACAUCAUAAUAAAGCAGCCAUUGCUCGUUGCAGUCAACCGUUAAGCGGUUUUUCUGCCAGAUGUAUGGAAGACGAACAGAUGCUAGAUUUAAUUAGGAGAGCUAAUCCAAAUUGCGGGUACAUGUACGUCGUGGACACGCGACCAAGGAUAAAUGCAAUGGUGAAUCGCGCCGCAGGCAAGGGCUACGAGAACGAAGCCUUCUACGAGAACAUAAAGUUUCAGUUCAGCGGCAUCGGAAACAUUCACGUCAUGAGGAAAAGCUUGCAGAAAUUAGUCGAGACCUGCGAACAGAAUACACCCACGAUGUCAUCGUUUUUAAGCGGCUUAGAAUCGUCGGGGUGGCUGAAACAUAUCAAAUCGAUACUGGACACGUCGUGGUGGAUAGCCUGUGCGAUUGAGAGCGGGGUCAGUGUGUGUGUGCACUGCAGUGAUGGUUGGGAUAGAACCGCCCAGGUCUGUUCCCUGGCCGCCCUCGUCUUGGAACCACACUAUCGCACCAUUAACGGAUAUCAGGCCCUGAUCGAGAAGGACUGGUUGUCGUUCGGGCACAAGUUCACGGCUCGGUGCGGGCACAUCGCGUGCGACGGCCGCGAGAGGUCGCCCGUGUUCACGCAGCUGCUCGACUGCACGUGGCAACUGCUGCGACAGCGCCCCGAGGCGUUCCAGUUCAACGAGAGGUUCCUGCUGACGCUGCACGACCACGUCCACGCCUGUCAGUACGGCACCUUCAUCGGGAACUGCGAGAAGGACAGGAGGGAUCUGAGGCUAUCAGAACGCACGUUUUCUCUGUGGGGGUACAUGGCGAGUCAUCUGAACGAAUACAAGAAUCCGUUGUACAACCCUAAAGCACAUCCCGACACACUGAGACCAGAUCUCACGGCUCAAAGUAUAAGGUUCUGGCGCGGCAUGUACUGCCGCCACGAAAGUGGAGUGCAUCCACGUGAGCCUCUCGGCGACCUCCUGCCGGCCUCCGUGGAACACUGUUCGGCCCUUGAUCACCACAUCAACUAUCUUGCUAAGAGAAUUAAUACGUUCAAAAAUCUCCUGUCAAGACGUAAAGACGACAAUAGCAAAGAUAACGCGAUCGUGAACUAUCGAAACGGGAACGUGAACUCCGUCGCUAUAGAAGCGAAAACAGAAGAAUUGCAGAUCGAUAAUAAGUUCAUUUACGAGUCCGGUGGCUCGUUAUCUGAAAUGGAGUCUGCGAAUCACGACCAUCCGCUGAAGGAGACCAGCGCGAAUUCGCAGUCAACGAAGCCCAAAAAAAUUCCAUUAAUAACUGAGAAACUAGACGCCUCGCUGCCGACGAGUCUGGCGCUGCUCGAGAAGGAAGUGAACACCGUCGCGCUGGACUGGAAGAGCGUGAAGAACGUCACCGAGUGCAGCUGCUCCACGCCCCUGGACCACUACAGUAGGAAGCACCACUGCUGGGGCUGCGGGCGCUGUGUGUGCACGCGGUGCGUGCGCGGCCGCUCCCCCCUCCCCGCGCUGGCGAGCGCGCGCCCCGCCCCGCUGUGCGCCGCCUGCUCGCCCACCUCGCCGCCACCCGCGCCGCCCCCGCACACAAAUAUAAAUUGAAGGUCUCUGUCUGAUGGUACAGUAGAAUGAAAUACACUGAAGAUAUUAUUUUUUGCAUUUAAUACACGUUUUCUAUUUAUUAGUAUGAAAUAAUUUCUAUCACAAAAUAUAAUUGAUGUUGCAAAUUAAAAUAGACAGUAUGAUGAGUAGUUUACAGAUGUCGUGUUUGUUAAUGAAGAAAGUUUUGUAAUAUGUGUUUGAAGACACAUUUAAUAUUGUUUAAUUAAUCUAUGUCGGCGGACAUUGUGCACUCGUCCCGUUGCGACGAAUUGUUCUAUCUCACUCUUAAUGUUAGCGUAAGAAGAAGAUGUCCGGUCCGUCAAGCUUCUGUUUAAUACAAUAUGUACGUGCAGACGUUAACGAUGUGCUUCUAAAAUUUAAAGAAUAGACCUAUCGUAUAAUAUCCGUCUGAGCAAAGCAAAAGCGUCCCAAAAGUUUUUCUAGAUUCAAAAGAGUAUAUAACUAAAUAACUUCUGGUAUUUAUGACACACUUGAACAUUGAUGUCAUUAUUCAAUUAAUUACGCUCUCUGUUUAGACUGAAAUUAUAAUAUAACGCAUAAGAACUUAUUAAAACAGCUUUUAAUUUAGCUUCCCUUGAUUGUCUGCAUUUAAAUUUAUAUUUUUUUCGCUCUAGAGAAGUUAGUCAAUUAGCAGCUAAAUAAUAAAGUAAAUAAUUAAUAAUAUGAUGUGUCACGUAAAGCUAAUAGCUAAUUCAGAAUUCUAUUCCGCUCCUAUCUAUAUAUUCUUGUGUAAAUUAUGUACAAAUUACAGUAAGUUUAUUUUGUGUAUAUCAGAUAAAAUGUUUGAAUAUUGGCUAAGAAAUAUAGUAUGUUAAUCCGUA
Molecule: messenger RNA, 3337 nt
Organism: Bombyx mandarina (wild silkworm)
Lineage: Eukaryota; Metazoa; Arthropoda; Insecta; Lepidoptera; Bombycidae
Gene: Mtmr6
Product: Myotubularin related protein 6
Biological process (GO): phosphatidylinositol dephosphorylation
Cellular component (GO): cytoplasm
Molecular function (GO): phosphatidylinositol-3-phosphate phosphatase activity; phosphatidylinositol-3,5-bisphosphate phosphatase activity; metal ion binding
Source: RefSeq, a predicted model, not a curated record